Molecule: messenger RNA, 2467 nt
Organism: Thecamonas trahens ATCC 50062
Lineage: Eukaryota; Apusomonadida; Apusomonadidae
Exons: 3
Coding region: 1-2424 (807 amino acids)
Biological process (GO): amino acid transmembrane transport
Molecular function (GO): protein binding; amino acid transmembrane transporter activity
Source: RefSeq, a predicted model, not a curated record
AUGAUCAACGCGCUCGAGGUCAUGACCGAGACUACUGUGCUCAAGCCGACCGAGCUGGACUCCGAGUCGGCUUCGCCGUUGUCAACAGGCAUCAACCUGACCAACACCGUGGUGGGCGCGGGCGUCGUCGCCCUGCCCUACGCCUUUGCCUCGAUGGGCAUUCUUCUGGGCUCUGUCAUGGUCCUCAUCAUUGCGCUCCUUGCUGACUACUCUCUGCGCCUGCUGUGCACCCUCCUUGUUCUCCUCCUCGGGUCACUGGUGGCGUAUCUGGUGAUUAUUGCCGACUCGCUGACGCCGAUUGUCCGGGCGCUUGCCGAUGCCCCGGCCGAUCCGUCGGCCGUGUACCUCCAGUCGUGGUUUGUGGUCAUGGCUCACACCGUGGUUGUCAUCCUGCCGCUAGUCCUCAUUCGACGCAUCGACACACUCAAGUACUCGUCGGUCCUCUCACUGGUCUCGGUCGCGCUCCUGGUCAUCUUUGUUAUCACCCGCUCGUUCACGCUCAACGCUGUCGGGCCGGCGCCGGCGCCCACGCCGCCGCCGCCGGUGGCGUAUGCUACCCGCUCGCGCAUCACCGACACCAGCGGCCAGGCAAAGCUCGGGCGGUUCGGCUCGCGCAUUUUUGUCGCCCUUCCUAUCGUGUGCUUCACCUUUACUUCGCACCCCAACGUGCUGCUCCUCUACUACCAGCUCCGCGGGCGGACAAGCAAGCGAAUGGGGCGGAUCAUCCACGGUUCGGUCGGCGCGUCGGCCGGCCUCUACCUCGCCAUCGGCAUCUUUGGCUAUUUCACGUUCCUCGGUGAGACAAAGGGCAACGUGCUGACCAACUACGCCGACGCCGGCGAUGCGUUUGCCAACAUUGUGCGCGGCGCGCUCGUGGUUGCCAUCACCUGUUCGUACCCGCUGCUCUCGUACCCGUGCAUCUCGACUCUCGACGUCCUCCUCGUCCCGUCGUUUAUGGGCGUCAAGGCGCCGAGCUCGCGCUGGUACCUCGAGUCGGUCGUCCUCGUUGCCGCUACUCUCGCGCUCGCCAUCGCUGUUCCGUCGAUCACGGUGGUCUUUUCGCUCACCGGUGCCACUGCUGCCGUCGCCAUCUGCUUUGUCCUCCCAGGCCUCUUCUUUGUCAAGCUCACCGAGCGAUCUCUCGUCCGCCGCGACAUGUUGGCCAUCAUCACUCUCGUGGGCACUGGCAUGUUUUUGGCAUCGUCACGACUGUUGUCAUCAUCCAAGACAUACACCAAGUCGAUGCAAGCGACGCCCAUUCUCACACGACCGUCUCUCGCCAGCUUGCCCCUUGAGCUCCUCCACCUCAUUGCAUUUGAGUUUGCAAUCCUUGCGCCUGCCGAUGUUGUGGCCUGGGCUUGCGCCUCGAAGCGGUUCCAUGCGGCGCUGCUGAGCCGCGGCUACCCGCGGGUGAGGAGCCAGGCUCUUCUCGGACCGCUCGCGUGCAUCCAGCGCGGGCUUUUUGACGCUGCACGAUGGGCCAUCGCCCACGGCGCAACGACGAGCAGCAGCAAGAGCAAGGACACGGAUGAUGGAUUCGAGCUGCUCUCUGCGCUCUGUGCUGAAGACAUGGUGCUCACGGGCGCCGUCGACUCGGACGGCUGGAUCGGGGUUCUCGAUGAGAUCAUCACUCGCAUGCCGAGCGUGGCUCUCUGUAAGCCGGAAGUGACGUGGAUUGGGACAGUCAAUUCACCGCUGGUGCUCCGCUUGGCGACUAUCGGCGCGGCCCGCGGCCUGCGGCAUGUCUUUGGCCGGACCGAUAUCGAGGUCGACGCCUCAGUCGGCAACAACGUAGCGCUUGUUACGGCAGCAAGCCGCGGGCACGCAGCUGCCGUUGCCGUCCUUCUCGACAGAUUUGAGGUCUCGCACAGCGCUCGCAACAACGGGGCGUUUCUGCAGGCCUGUCGCAAGGGACACUACGAUGUUGUGGAGCUUCUCCUUGCCCGCGACGAUAUCGAUCACACCAACGACAACUUUGAGGGCUUCCAGCGGGCGGCGCAGUUUGGGCAUCUCGACGUUGUCCGGCUCCUGCUUGACCUGCCGGACAAGCCGCCGGCCAAGGCGAGUAACUUUGCCUUUGCCGCCGCCGCCGGCCUUGGCCAUCUCGCCAUGCUCCGCCUGCUCCACGCCUCACCUGGCGUGGUCGUCGAUCCCGGCCAUCGCGACUCGAUAGCGCUCCGCUGGGCGGUAAGCAACGGCCACCGCGAGACUGUCGAGUGGCUCCUCGACAUUGGUGGCUUUCAAGUCUCGGCACGCGACUACAGCGCCGUUCUCAGCGCGGCGUCGCGGUAUCCCGAUCUCGUCCCCAUUCUCCUUGCCCACGAACCUGCGCCGCUCCCGGAUGGCGUCCGCGAGCGUGCCAUCGAGCUUGCCAACGAGGCCGAACACGCGGGUGCGGUGGCCGCACUGGCUGCAGCGCCGUGACGAUGUGUCUCUGGCCACGAUGUAAACGACUUGAUUGCACCGG